This is a messenger RNA of Lobosporangium transversale, 2779 nucleotides long. RefSeq lists its product as hypothetical. The coding region runs from base 197 to 2749 and encodes 850 amino acids. Gene Ontology annotation, biological process: maturation of SSU-rRNA from tricistronic rRNA transcript (SSU-rRNA, 5.8S rRNA, LSU-rRNA). The transcript is spliced from 6 exons. The record is from RefSeq and is a predicted model, not a curated record. Gene Ontology annotation, cellular component: small-subunit processome; nucleolus. Gene Ontology annotation, molecular function: rRNA binding; U3 snoRNA binding. Lineage: Eukaryota; Fungi; Mortierellomycota; Mortierellomycetes; Mortierellales; Mortierellaceae.
UACAAAGCAGACGGACGCUAUUUGGUAACAAACGACUCAACCAUUCAACCAUCUCAUCCUCACCAUCGCCUUCAAUUUCCAAUUCGAGUCAAAGUUCGGAAUUCAAAAAAGGAGCCAUUGUCCCUCUCCUUUAUUAUAUAUUUUUUUUUCUACGUUCAUUAACAAAAAAAACCCCCCGAAGACGAGAGUUUCAUUAAUGGCAAAAGGCAACAAACGAAGUAAUGGUGGUGGUGCGGGUAGAAGCGGAGGUGGCAGGAAAGCUAUUGGGAAAGUCUCUGGACGGGGCACAACCACUUCAUUGACUGAUAAGAAGGCGCCCAAGAAAUUUGGACAACUCAGUCGGAAGGAACGUGAAAUGAUGGAGGAAUAUGGAGAGCUGGUCCCAAAGGAUUUUGAUGAAGAUGAGAAUGAUCGUGUAGGAUCCUUCCGCAAAAUUGUCAAAGAAUCAGAGUUAGAUUAUCAAUCAGCAUUAAAAAGGGAGCGUGAGGCGGCGGAAUCAGAUGAUGAACCCGAGGAAGACGAAUACAAAUUAAAUCGACCUUCCGCAUUUAACAAACUAGUUGGGAUUUUGAAAAAGAAUAGCAGACGUCAGGAUGAAUGGAAGAAAAGGAAACUCGAGGAAGAAGGACUUGAAGAUAUGGAGGAGGAGGAGGAGGAGGAGGAGGGAGAUGAGGAAGUUAAAGAGGAAGAGAUUGUUACGCUAACAGAAGCAGAAAGAAAGGCACUCAUUAAGAAACAUGGAAAAGACUAUUUGAAGGCUCUGGAAGGAAGUGAUGUUGAGGAUGAUGAAUAUGAUCAAGAUGAUAUGGACGACCAAGACGUAGACGAUGUACAUGAACAGGGUGGAGAAGAAGAAGGAGAAGGAGAAGACGAUGCAGGAACUGAUGAGGAAGAUCGUGAAGCCAUUGCUGAAGAACGGGAAGGUUCCGAUGACUCUGAUGAGGAAGAACACUAUAUGAAAUCAAAGGAUAAUUUUGACCGCCACUUCAGCGACAUGGUCACACCUUUGUUGGCGCCUAAAGUGGCUGUUAUUGAGCUUUCUGGCAAUCAGUGGAAGAGCAUCUGUUAUGAAGAUCCUGUUUUGAAACGUGUGGAAAAAUUCGACACUGAUAAUGUCAAGGGCGAACAAAAGGAGACAAAGUCAAAAAAGAGCAAGAAACUAGAUUUGGAAUCUCUUUCAGUCAAGCAACGUAUUCAACCUAAUUGGGCUGCUGUGAAUGAAUCUGUACUCGAAAUAGCGUCUUCAAAGACAUCAAAAUUUUUUUCACCAUUGCAGGAGGCACUUGUUGAACCUAUUACUGAAUACAGGGACAUCCUCUUUACGAAUCGUAGCAUGGAAAACUCAAAAGAGAUUCGAAACCUUUAUGUGAUGCAUGCACUCAACCAUGUUUUGAAAACUCGCGAUCGUAUUCUCAAGAAUUCUGGGAAAUUACAACGCUAUCAACAGAAUACAGAAUCUUCUGCCUCUCCUCCAGAGUAUAGGGAUCAAGGAUUCACAAGGCCUAAGGUCUUGAUCAUCUUGCCUUAUAAGAACACAGUGGUGGAUGUAGUGGAGUCAUUAAUUGCUUUGAGUGGGUCAACACAGCAGGACAAUAAGAAACGUUUCUUUGAAGAAUUUGGACUUGAUGAAGAAUUAGAGGAUCAUAAUAGAAAACAAGAUCGCCCAGCCGACUUUUUGGAGACGUUUAAAGGAAACAUUGAUGAUCACUUUCGUGUUGGCAUAAAGUUUACACGCAAGACUCUGAAGCUAUAUUCGGACUUCUACUCGGCUGAUAUCAUCUUGGCUUCACCAUUGGGCCUGAAGACCGUUAUUGGAGCGGAGGGUGACAAAAAGAGAGACUUCGAUUUCCUAUCCUCAUUAGAAGUAGUCAUUGUUGAUCAAGCGGAUGACAUGCUUAUGCAGAACUGGGACCAUCUGGAGACUGUUUUCGAGCACAUGAACUUGAUUCCAAAGAAUGCACAUGGAUGCGACUUUUCCAGAGUCCGGAACUGGUCUUUGGAUGGACGUUCUAAAUAUGUCCGCCAAACAUUAAUGUUUUCCAACUACUUGACUCCAGAGAUCAAUGCACUUUUCAAAAAAUUUUCCAAGAAUGUGGCGGGCAAGCUCAAGAUCACUCAACCUUACGAACAUGGCACUAUUGUCGACGUAGUGCCUCUUGUUCAGCAGAGUUUCAACCGGAUCGAGACUCGAACGCUCGCUCAAGCGGAUGAUAAUCGGUUUCAAUAUUUUAUCAACCAUACAUUGCCUCAACUUCGUCGUUCAGCAGUGACACAGACUCAUACUAUGAUCUUUAUUCCCUCCUAUUUUGAUUUCGUACGACUGAGGAACUACUUCUCUGAGAACAAAUACUCAUUUGCAGCCAUUUGUGAAUACACAUCCACUGCGAAUGUAUCCAGAGCUCGUUCAAGUUUCUUUCAUGGUGAAGCUGCUUUUUUGUUGUACACGGAGCGAUUUCAUUAUUUCCGACGGUAUAAUAUCCGAGGUACCUUCCAUUUGACGUUCUAUGGCUUGCCAGACCAUCCACAGUUUUAUCCAGAGAUGUUGAAUUUAUUGGCAUUACCUGCAAGUGGCGGAGGUGAGAAAUCUAGGUCGAAACAUGCAGCUGCAAAUGGAUUGGAGGACAGAGCCAUGUCGUGCACGGCCCUGUUUACAAAGUAUGACCUAUUGAAGCUGCAGAGAAUCGUGGGUACAGAGAGAGCGAAUAGUAUGUGUAAGCAGGAAGGACGCGAUCUCUUUGUGUUCACAUAAAAAAAAUAAAAAACAUCUAUAUAAUAUAGC